CCACACGCCAAUCCAUGUCCCUCCACUGCCUACCUUUGCAAAUCGAGGCAAAGCGUGCCCAAAGACCCAUCGUUGGAUUUCCCCAACUCACCUUUUACGAGUGCCGACUUAGUAGCGUUCCAAUUCAACGAACAAACACAGCAGUUAUCAAGACAUAGGCGACCCGCUCCUGAUGGAGCGCAGACACGGUUCGAUGGCGCCGCCUGCGCGGCCUGGCGUUGGAGGGCGGUCUAGCAUUCGGCCCCCGGUACGCAAUACAGCUGCGACAUCGAGGGCCGGAGGCACUCGAGUAUCGCGGCUGGCGCGAGCGGCCUCACCAGCAGAGUCGCUUAUGUCAGUCGCGACCUCGGCCACAGCAGGCGCCAAGCGCAAGGAACGCGACUUUGAUCCCGACGACGGCGGCGAGGCUACGAACAUCAACGUCGUCGUGCGAUGCCGCGGUCGGAACGAGCGGGAAGUCAAGGAGAACAGCGCGGUGGUGGUGAGGACCGAGGCGACCAGAGGCAAGGUGGUAGACCUAUCCAUGGGGCCGAACGCGGUCAGCAACAAAACAUAUACCUUCGAUCAUGUCUUCUCUCAAGCCGCCGACCAGGGCAUGAUCUUUGAGGAUGUGGUGAGGCCUGUUCUGGACGAGAUGCUGUCCGGCUACAACUGCACCAUCUUCGCCUACGGGCAGACGGGCACCGGCAAAACAUAUACCAUGUCAGGCGACUUGACCGAGACGAUGGGAAUGCUGUCCGAUAAUGCCGGCAUCAUUCCCCGGGUGCUCAAGGCUCUCUUCGACAAGCUUGAGCUCGACGAGAAGGAAAAUUCGGUCCGGUGUUCCUUCAUUGAGCUGUACAACGAGGAGCUACGAGAUUUGCUCGCUCCAGACGAAAACGCAAAGCUCAAAAUCUAUGACGAUACAUCACGGAAGGGCCACUCCACUACCAUGGUGCAAGGGAUGGAGGAAAGAUACAUUCAGAAUGCUAGCGACGGUCUCAAAUGGCUCAGAGAAGGCAGCGUGAAACGCCAGGUGGCGGCUACGAAGUGCAACGAUCUGAGCAGCAGGAGCCAUACAGUCUUUACGAUCACGGUCUACACGAAACACAAGACGGAGAACGGGGAGGAUUUUCUCAUGCUGGGCAAGCUGAACCUGGUUGACCUGGCUGGCAGCGAAAACAUCCAGCGCUCAGGGGCGGAGAACAAGCGGGCGGCCGAGGCCGGGUUGAUCAACAAGAGCUUGCUCACCCUCGGGCGUGUCAUCAAUGCCCUGGUCGACCGCAGUGCGCAUAUUCCCUACAGAGAGUCGAAACUUACUCGGUUGCUGCAAGACUCGCUAGGCGGUCGGACAAAGACGUGCAUAAUUGCGACGAUAUCCCCUGCCAAGAGCAAUCUCGAAGAGACCAUCUCGACGCUAGAUUACGCCUUUCGGGCCAAGAACAUCCGCAACAAGCCACAGCUCAAUGCGCUGACCAGCAAGAAGAUGCUAUUGCGGGACUUCACCAUCGAGAUCGAGCGUCUCAAGGCCGAGCUGAUCGCCACGCGGCAACGGAACGGCGUCUACCUGUCGAACGACAUGUACGAGGAAUUGACGGUGCAAAACGAAUCACGCCGCAUCUUGACCGAGGAGCAGGCGGCGAAGAUCGAGACCCUCGAGGCCAACCUCAAGAACAAGGUGCAGGAACUCUUGUCGCUGACGUCGAACUUCAUGGGGCUCAAGAAGGAACACGAGGGGACGCUCGUCCAGUUCGACGAGACCAAGGAGCUUCUGGACCAGACCGAGAUGGUGCUAGCGGCGACCAAGAAGUCCCUUGCCGAGGAAACCCACAUUCGCAGGGCUCAUCAGGCAACAGAACAGAAGCUGGCCGACCUCGGCGAGAACCUGCUCUGUACGCUGGCAAGGACAAUUGGCGACAUCGAUGGCCUCCAUGCAAAGAACCAGCGCAAGUCCGAUCUGCACAAUGUGAACCGGAGUACGUGGACCACAUCGCAAGGCCACGUCGCCGACAUCACCGAGCUUGUUGAGGGCCGCAUCGAGGAGUUCCGCCAGGAUCAAGAGGAGCAUAUCUCCAGCAUCUCACAACGUAUGCAGACGUUUGUGAAGGAGGAGCUGGAAAAGCUCUCGUCCACGCAGGCGUUCCUCGAUGAGAACCUAGCGCGAUUUGGCGAAUCGAGGACGCAGCUGUUGGAACAGCAGGAACGGUCCAAGCAGGACAUGGACACGGUGCUGGAAGAAAUCAAGGUUGUUCGGGACAACGUGAAACAGCGCGUGGGCGAGAGCCUCCAGGCCAUAACUGCGGCCGCCGAGCGGAUUGCCGGCGAUGUGUUGAGCGAGCUGAGCACAUUUCACAAUGAGCUCCACACGUCAUACAACUCACUAGGGAAGGACUUCAAAUCGCUCUUUGAGGAUAUGCUGCGUCACAUCCGCUCCCAGAAGGCCGAGUCUGAUAGGCUCAGACAGGAGCUGGAAGAGGCCAGCAAGGCCAUCAUAGAGUCGAACCAGUCGGUCUCUGCGAGGAUACAAGAGGUGCUCGACGAAGAGCGGGCACAAACAGCAGCAGAGCGGCAAGCGCUGCUCUCGCAAAUAACAAGGCUCAUCAACUCGCAGGCCGAACUGCAAGAGUCCCGCUUAGCGGACAAGGCGGCCAUUAUCCAGGAGGCAAUCCUGGACUCGAACAAGACGUUCGAGGGAACCGUGAUUGAGUAUUCCGCAGGCAUGGACGCUUGGGGGGAGAGAGACAGCAAGCUGUUGGAGGAUGUCGCCGGAUCCAGAGAUGCACUGAAGGCCAGGCUCAAAGACGACUGGACUACCGCAAACAAACACAGCACCUCGAUCCAGACGACAACCAAAUCAGUCCACGCAGAGACAGUGCGAAUCGUGGAGGAGCAGGUGCAGGACCUCGACGUCCAGAUGCAGGACCUCGACAACUUCGUGUCUCGCGCCCAGUCGCAAAACGCCACUCUCCACGACCGGCACGCCGCAUCCGUGCAGAGUCUAAAUGCUACCGUCGAGCAGUCAUUCUCCAAUAUAUCAGGCCAUUUCAAAGAGACAUUCGACCGAGUGCAGACCCUUGGCGAGGAGAUGGAUGCCGAUGCCAAUAAUCUGCAGGAAGCUCUCGCGCCGCUCGACGAAAACAUCUGCCGGCCGCUGGCCGAGCUGAGGGACGACAUCCAGAACACGGACAUGCACGAGUACGAACCCACCGGUGAGACCCCGGAGAAGAUCCAGUACCAGUAUCCCACGCAACUGCCCCGCACCGGCGCCCACGAGAACCUGAUCGCCGCUAUGCGGGACUGUUCGCCAACGCCGAGCAAACCGAGUACCCCCGUCGUCCUGCCAGACAUCAGCUUGACACCAGCCAGGUCGCCGACGCGGCCAAGCAGCUCCGGCAGCCACCACUCCGAGGGCGGCAAGAGCGUGCUAAGCAUGAGCAUGAGCCUGCGCGAGGUCAAUGCCAACAUGACGACGGGCCAGGUGCUGUGCGACCCAUCGCCCCCUGUCUUCUCGCCUCCACCCGCCGCCAAUAACCCGGCGUUGAAGCCGAACACUCGGAGUCGGCUGUCGCGGCUGUCCAAGAAGGUCGUGGGUGUUGUGGCAGAAGGGCCGGAGAACGUGCCGCCGCCGGCACUGCGGAGUUCGACUAGGAGGAAAAGCCCACGGUUGCAUUAAGGCGUCUUUUUCACUGAGUCGCGUUCGCUUUGUUGGAGUUUUUCAUUUGUUCGGACGGACGUGACGAACGGAGUUGAUGUGCUUAUUACUGUUGGGAAGCCAUGGUAUGUUUUGUUUUGGCGGAGGGAGGCAGGCAGUUGUCUAGGAUGUAGGGUUACUGAGCACCGAUACCCAUACGGUUCAGGUUGGAGGUUUUCCUUUUGAUUCAAUGAAGUGUGUAUAGGAAGUCUAUUAUGAUACGACAACUUCAGGCUAUUGUUUAUUGAUUGGGUCACUUUG
Molecule: messenger RNA, 3931 nt
Organism: Chaetomium strumarium
Lineage: Eukaryota; Fungi; Ascomycota; Sordariomycetes; Sordariales; Chaetomiaceae
Product: P-loop containing nucleoside triphosphate hydrolase protein
Exons: 3
Coding region: 173-3652 (1159 amino acids)
Biological process (GO): microtubule-based movement; initial mitotic spindle pole body separation; mitotic spindle assembly
Cellular component (GO): nucleus; spindle microtubule; mitotic spindle
Molecular function (GO): plus-end-directed microtubule motor activity; ATP binding; microtubule binding
Source: RefSeq, a predicted model, not a curated record